Aspergillus bombycis is the source of this 1353-nucleotide messenger RNA. It is a transcript of the gene chi3, whose product is annotated as putative class III chitinase. Gene Ontology annotation, biological process: carbohydrate metabolic process. Gene Ontology annotation, molecular function: chitinase activity. The transcript has 5 exons. The record is from RefSeq and is a predicted model, not a curated record. NCBI's taxonomy places the organism in Eukaryota, Fungi, Ascomycota, Eurotiomycetes, Eurotiales, Aspergillaceae. Gene Ontology annotation, cellular component: extracellular region. Bases 1 to 1353 code for a protein of 450 amino acids.
AUGCCUUCUUCAAAAGCUGCUGCUCUUUUCACGCUUGCCCUGGCUUCUUUCAACGGCGCGCUGGCCGCGUUGAACCUGGACAGCCCUAGCAACAUUGCGGUAUACUGGGGGCAGAAUUCCUAUGGACAGUCUACCGGUCCCUAUGUUCAGCAGCGUCUGUCACAUUAUUGCAGGACAACGGACGCAGAUGUAUACCAACUCUCCUUCGUGACGAGGAUCAACGGAGCUGGCGGUGUUCCUGAAGUCAAUUUCGCAAAUGCCGGCGACAACUGCACCGCAUUUCCAGGGACUCAGCUUCUAGAGUGCCCUCAAAUCGCCGAGGACAUCAAAGAAUGCCAAUCACUUGGACGGACAAUACUCCUCUCAAUCGGAGGAGCAACGUACAACGAAGGCGGCUUUUCCAGCGAAGCAGCCGCAAUUGCCGGCGCGAAGAUGAUCUGGGAGACCUUUGGACCUGUUUCCAAUUCCUCUGCGAAACGACCGUUCGGAGAUGCGGUGGUCGAUGGGUUUGACUUCGACUUCGAGGCAGUGGUCAACAACAUGCCCGCCUUUGGUAACCAGUUGCGGUCGUAUUACGGUAGCGAUGCUUCAAAGAAAUACUACACCACAGCUGCGCCCCAGUGCCCCUACCCAGACGCCGCAGAUGGCCCCAUGCUCGAUGGUGCUGUGUACUUCGACGCGAUCUGGAUUCAGUUCUACAACAACUUUUGCGGACUCCAAUCAUUCGUCCCCGGCAGCUCCACACAGACGAACUUCAACUUCGAUGUCUGGGAUAAGUGGGCGCGUGAAACGUCUCUGAACAAAAACGCCAAAGUCUUUCUUGGUGUUCCCGGGAACAAAGGUGCGGCUGGGACUGGCUACCAGCCUAUAUCGACAGUGACCGAGAUCAUUCAGUAUGUGAAAAAGUUCAGCAGUUUUGGAGGAGUCAUGAUCUGGGAUGCGAGUCAGGUAUACGCCAACAGCGGCUUUCUUUCGGGACUCAGGUCCGCUUUGGGGGGUGGAAGCGCUCCAACUGCGACGACGAGCUCAACCACGACAUCGAACACGGCCUCACCGACCCCGACGACACAGACUACAUCGACCAGUACCACGCUGACCACCACCACGAAGUCCUCCACGACCAGUUCAACGUCGGGUCAGCCGACCGCCACAACCACCUCGACGGUGUGUCCGGUUGCCGGGCAGACAUGCCCGACGAAUGGAGCUGUUUCUUGCAAUGGCAGCCAAUUCGGCAUCUGCAACAAUGAGCGCUGGGAGAUGCAGCAAUGUCCCGCUGGGCUGGUUUGUGCUCAGGGUAGCUCGGGUGUCUAUUGUGACUUCCCUGGAUCCGCUGGUGUCACGCCUUGUUCUUGA